UACACUGAAAUAAAAAAAAACAAAAAAACAGAAGUGCCCCCUUCGAUGACGUCAGAGUCCGUCAGUCCACGUGACUGGAGUAGUUUCUGAAAGGUGUCGUUGCAGUAUGGCCGAGCAAGCGGCGACGGGGAACAGAGGGGCGGUGCAGAGAUUGCUGUCUGUUGUUGGUGCUGACAGUGUGGUCAGCAGUGUGUGGGGCUACGUGGACACCACAAUAAAGUGGUGCUGGAUCCCUAACUGGCUGCCGUCAUGGUGCCCCACCUCUCAGAUUCAGCUACAGACUGCAGAGAUAAAGAUGCUGCGAUAUGUCGACGGCACGUUCUCCAAACAGUUUGUCCCCGUCUCAAACACUAACCGGCUGUGGACCCUGACUGUAGGCAGUGACCAUGUCAAACACAGAACCCCCAUAGUUCUGCUGCAUGGGUUUGGAGGGGGCGUUGGUCUUUGGGCUCACAACCUGGACGCUCUCUCCCAGCGCGGACCCGUCUACGCCCUGGACCUGCUGGGCUUCGGACAGAGCAGCAGGCCUCAGUUCUCGACAGACAGCCAGGAGGCAGAGGAGCAGUUUGUGGAGUCUAUAGAGCAGUGGCGGGCUAAAACGGGUCUGGGGUCCAUGAUACUGCUGGGGCACAACCUGGGCGGAUACCUGGCCGUGUCGUACUCUAUCAAAUAUCCACACAGAGUUAAGCUCAUACUGCUGGUGGAGCCCUGGGGAUUCCCUCAGCGACCCGACACAGAAGAGGCCGACCGUCCCAUCCCCGUGUGGAUCAAAGCCCUGGGGGCCAUGUUCAGUCCCUUCAACCCCCUGGCUGGCCUGAGAUUGGUCGGACCGCUCGGUCCCACCCUGGUUCAGACUCUGAGACCCGACUUCAAGAAGAAGUUCGCCUCCAUGUUCACUGAUAACACUGUAUCUGAGUACAUCUACCACCUGAACGUGCAAACCCCCAGUGGGGAAACAGCUUUUAAGAAUAUGUGCGUCCCCUACGGCUGGGCCAAAAGGCCGAUGCUGCAGAGGAUGGACAAGCUUCAUCCAGACAUCCCCCUCGCCAUCAUCUACGGCUCGCGCUCCAGCAUAGACAGCAACUCAGGCAGCACCAUCAAAGAGAUGAGGCCCAGCUCCCAAGUGGAGAUCAUAACGAUCCGUGGAGCCGGACACUAUGUGUACGCCGACCAGCCCGACGACUUCAACCGCAGAGUUUUGCAAGUGUGCCAAAAGUUGGACUGAACCCGAGUCCGGGGUGCUGAACUCAGGAGGAAAAAAAAGGGGAGCAGGACUUACAGACAUCACUUUAGCAGCAGCCAGCAAUGAGAAGUAUUUGCACAUAAAGACUUUUGAAAGAAGCAGAAUUAUGUGAUCGUGGCUCAUCCUGACACGCUGAUGUUCACAUGUUAUGUCACCGCAGAGUCAGUGAUUUUCCGUGUAACUCGGAGAAUAAGGGCUCUGGGCUGACGACAUCAAUAAGCCCCCUUUUUAACGCUAUUGAGUGAUUCAUUCUAACUUGAUCAAAUAGUGCCUGUGGGCCUGCGUCACACGCUCCUUUUGCAUUACAGCUGCAGCGCACACAUAGAGUCGAUGGUACUGCAGCCUCUUCAACACUUGAUUGAAGCAUUCGUUAUACUGGCUUUUCUCACAAUCGCCUCUCUCAAAUGCAGUCAAGAAAAGAGGAGUUCAGAUACUCUGCAGAACACACAACCACAAAGCCUCAGUGUUCAGUGAAAGCACAACAUCGUUCAUAUGCAGCCUGAGUUACAGUAGCUCCAAAUAAGCAACAAACGUGUGUUUUUUUGCUAAUCAUGUUUGCUCUUUGUGUUUAGACUCACUAGAGGACAACCCAAAUUCCUAAACAGUUGGGACGUUGAGUAAGGCCCCGUGUCCACCUAGUGUUAUUUUUCUGCAACAUCAGCGUCUUUUUAAAUUUGUUUUCAAUGAGGAGAGAACAGUUGCAGCAGAAAGCGGUCGCCUGGAGUAAAAGCGCAGCACCCAGCGUCUUUCACCCCCCCCCCCCGAGCGCUCUGCCUUUUUUUUUUCUGCAGCCGCUCCGAGCGCUCAAAUAAAAAAAAAAAUUUCAGAAUGGCUCUGUUUACUUGUGCGGCGCACUUUUCCAAAUGUAUCAUGUUCCCUUUAGUUUUGCCAUCUGCAGAUCGUGGCAUUGUACCCAAAUCCUCCUCGCUCCUAUGUCUGAUGAUCUAAAUAAAAA
Molecule: messenger RNA, 2198 nt
Organism: Labrus mixtus (cuckoo wrasse)
Lineage: Eukaryota; Metazoa; Chordata; Actinopteri; Labriformes; Labridae
Gene: abhd5a
Product: abhydrolase domain containing 5a
Exons: 9
Coding region: 107-1225 (372 amino acids)
Biological process (GO): positive regulation of triglyceride catabolic process; negative regulation of triglyceride storage
Cellular component (GO): lipid droplet
Source: RefSeq, a predicted model, not a curated record